This is a messenger RNA of Anisakis simplex (herring worm), 1509 nucleotides long. Lineage: Eukaryota; Metazoa; Nematoda; Chromadorea; Rhabditida; Anisakidae. The record is from the annotation of a GenBank genome assembly.
AUGAAUACAUCUGUUGAAGAAGUUGUUUCAAACGGCAAGAAUCAUUCGAUGAAAAUAUCAUUCGGUGUCAAAAAGAAACAACCAGCUAUCAAUGCUGAUCUCAACUUAUUGAACGAUGGAAAGCGAUCGCAAAGUGACGAUGAAGAGAGUGAUGGAGUGUUCGUUGAAAAUGCUAAAAAAUUACGGUUGACUCAUUUCGAGGAUGGUGUAAUCGUCGAGUACGUAUUUGAAUCUACCUUAGGUUUUUGCUUAUUGACAAUGAGCUAUAAGCAUGCCUUUAUCGACGAAAAAGACGUGAAGAAAUCGUCAGAUGGACUCGUGAUACCGAUGGUGAAAGAAAAUGAUUGGCGUAUGGAGAGGUUGUUAAGAUUAAUGAACGAAGGUAAAUUAAGUGCUGAAGAGGCAGCGAAACUUGAACUACUGAAAGAGGCUUCUUCACCAUCUUCAAGCACUGGAAUUAAGAAAAUUGACGAGAAUGAGAGUGAUGGACUGACGUCGAAAAUAACCGCAGAAGACGCAGACUACGAACAAGUUCCGGUUGAAUCAUUCGGUUUAGCGGUACUACGUGGAUGUGGCUGGAAGGAGGGUGAAGGCAUUGGACUCACCAAUAAAAGAGUUGUACCGUUGAAAUUACCACCGAGGAGACCAAAAGGACUCGGUCUCGGUGCUGAUGUGAACAUGGGGAAGCAGAAUGGUAAAAGUGAAGUCACUGGUGGUAGUAAAGAUCCCGACGUUGGGCCGUUGAAGAAGUUCUCCUAUGUGAAAAUCUUGAGUGGUGCUCACAGAGAUAGUUACGGUAAAGUGCAGAGUUUUGAUGAAGACAAUGCGAGUGUGAUAGUGGAAUUAGCGAUUAAAGGUAACAAUGUUCGUGUGAGUGGAUUUGCGGUUCAAGUGAUUAGUGCGAAAGAAUAUGAACGCGAUGCGAAAUGCAUUAACAAACGAAAUUACGAUCGAGAGAAGAAGCGAAUUGACGAAAGGAAUAAAAUGAAAUUGGAAGAGCAAGAAGAGAUGAAAAGAAAACGAAAGUCGAAACAAGAAUCCUGGAUAUCUUAUGAAAAAGAAGACAAGCGGACUUUGGAUAAAGAUGUGAAUAGGAUAAAAGAGAGUAAGAGAGUCGAUAAAUCCUCAAGAGAUUCGAGAGAAAGGCGGAUGUGGGUAAGACCUGAGUUACGGGUGCGAUUCAUCGACAAAAACUUUAAGAACGGAAGGUUAUACAACGAAAAAGUUCGUGUUGUGGAUGCGGCCGAUCCGGAAAACUGUGCAGUUGAAGACAAUGGAGGGAAAACUUACUAUCAGAUUCAUGAAGACUGGCUGGAAACAGUGAUUCCAAAACGAGAAGGGUCUCGUCUGAUGAUCUUACGAGGUCCUUUGAGAGGACAGCUGGGCGUUAUGGAACGGAAAGAUAAGUAUAAUGAACAAGUGCUGCUGCGAGUUUUGCUGAAUGACGAAUUGGCAUCGUUUUCAUUCGAUGACGUUUGUGAAUGGGUCGGUGAGAUUGACGAUGACUGA